AUGAAAAUAAAUAUUCAAGUACACUUCGAGGCGAUCUUCCGGUCCCGUUCACUCGCCCCGUUCAAUAUGCAAAAGGAUUUGUAUGGUGAUAUUCAAGUUGUAAGGACCUCAUGGCUUCGACCAUCCAUUUGUCAAGCUGCAAAGAAAAAAAAUGAUAUGCUCGACGAGUUGCUGUGGAAAGUGUGCGUCGAACGGAUCACAAUCGAGUCG
Molecule: messenger RNA, 210 nt
Organism: Mesorhabditis belari
Lineage: Eukaryota; Metazoa; Nematoda; Chromadorea; Rhabditida; Rhabditidae
Source: the annotation of a GenBank genome assembly